AUGUUUGAAACACAUAAAAGUUACGAGGGCUUGUUUUACUUCUUGGGAUCAAUCGUCAACUUCAGUCAGGAUCCUGAAGUGCACUUCAAAUAUAUUCAGGCAGCAACUCGUACGGGACAAAUCAAGGAAGUAGAACGCAUUUGUCGUGAAUCAAACUGCUAUGACGCAGAGCGUGUAAAGAACUUCCUCAAAGAGGCUAAGCUUGCUGAUCAGCUGCCUCUCAUCAUCGUAUGCGAUCGUCAUGACAUGGUUCACGAUCUCGUAUUGUAUCUGUACAGAAAUCAGCUUCAGAAAUAUAUCGAAGUGUUUGUACAAAAGGUUAAUGCUGCCCGUUUGCCCAUUGUAGUAGGUGGAUUGCUCGAUGUCGAUUGCUCUGAGGAUGCUAUCAAGCAGUUGAUUUUGAAUACUCGUGGAAAGUUCGACAUUGAUGAGCUUGUGGCUGAGGUGGAGAAGAGAAAUAGGCUCAAGUUACUGUCACACUGGCUGGAGACCCGCGUUCAAGAAGGAGCUACUGAUGCAGCCACUCACAAUGCUAUGGCCAAGAUCUAUAUCGAUUCAAACAAUAAUCCGGAUAGAUUCCUUAGGGAAAACCCAUAUUACGACAGCCGAGUGGUUGGAAAAUAUUGUGAGAAGCGCGAUCCCCAUUUUGCCUUCCUUGCCUAUGAGCGAGGACAGUGCGAUGCAGAACUGAUUGCUGUUUGUAACGAAAACUCGCUCUUCAAGAACCUUGCUCGGUACCUGGUACGAAGACGUGAUUACGGACUAUGGGAGCAAGUAUUGAACGAGGAGAAUCAGUAUAGGAGGCAGUUGAUUGACCAGCGAGCUGUAUGA
Messenger RNA from Cylicostephanus goldi, 831 nucleotides. NCBI's taxonomy places the organism in Eukaryota, Metazoa, Nematoda, Chromadorea, Rhabditida, Strongylidae. The record is from the annotation of a GenBank genome assembly.